Dovyalis caffra is the source of this 234-nucleotide messenger RNA. The record is from the annotation of a GenBank genome assembly. Lineage: Eukaryota; Viridiplantae; Streptophyta; Magnoliopsida; Malpighiales; Salicaceae.
AUGAAGCCGAAGGAGCCAAGGAGGUUUGGGAAGAAGACGGAGGUAGUGAGUAGUGACGCCAAUGAGACGAUGAGAAGAACCGAAAAAGUGAGCUUCGGUGUUAAGAUUCUUAAGAAAGUCGAAAGAGAGAAGGAAAUAAGCUCUUUCAUUAAAUCAAGGUCGAUCGAUGCUGUUCUGUUCUUGCAGGAACGCAAGAAAGCAGCAGAAGGCCCCAUCAAUUCAAGAGCAAGGUGA